UGACGCGAGAUUUAAAAAUAUUGCAGGAAUACAGACAACAUUCAAAAUUAGUUAUAAAUAAAUGUUUUAAAUAAAUACUACUUUCUGUAAGCAGAAAUUGUAAUUUCAAUGCAUAGAAUCGAGGAAGUGUUUGUAACUGAUCACAAAAUGAAAAGCCCUGCUGCAAAGAGAAAAAUUCCUUUAAUUCGAAGAGCUGGCGAAAUCGUCUUUCCGAAGCAUAUGAAAUCGUUAGGAAAAAUAAAAAUAUCUCCUGCUCCAGCAAUCGUGAAGAAGCGAUUAGAACCAUCUCCCGAAAAAGUCAUGUUUGAAGAUGUCGAAAUCACCGAAGAUAUAGAAAAUAUGGAAAACGUUGAAGAUAGCUCUCAAAUUGCGUCUGAUUCUGUCAACAUUGAAUUCCUAAGUGAACAACUUAAUCGAGUUGAAAAAAAAUUGGACGAUGUCCUUACCAAGUUGUCUCAGCAUGACGGGACACUCAAACUUCUCAAACAUAAUGUCAAGGACUUACGGAUCGAGUUUAAGAACUCCUGUAAACAGCAGGCGCAAAGCUCUACCCUCGUCGAUGAAAAGCACUUCUCUCCAAAACGAUCACGCAAGCGUCUGAUUCUCUUCCCGGUGAUCGACGAUCACUAUCUGGCUCGACUAGAGGAAUUAGUACAAGCAGAUGAAGAAAUGCGGCAAGAGCUGUUCGAUCUGUACAACGAGGCACCUAAUACCAGUGUUUACGAAUAUCUACGAAAGAACACUUACUGCUUGUUCGAAAACACUUCAAAGUUCACGUGGACGGGAAAACCUGCGACUGGACCUUUUCCGGGACCUCCUUCGAAUCCGGCAUACAAACUGCAACUAGUAGAGAUGCUUCUGGUAUGUUGCGGGGAAAAAUUUCCCAACUCUACUCGGUCGUUCAUAGAAAAAGAGUUCAGACAUGCGCUUCAGAAUUUCAACGAUGCAAAAUGGAUGAGAGCUAAACGACGUCAGCAGAAUGCGGAAAAAACAACCUACAACGUAUCAAUCCCCGACCAGGAAAUCGUUUGAAAGAUUUUUAAAGUAUGAAUUUCAAAUAAAUAUUUUUUUGUUUACAGAUAA
Molecule: messenger RNA, 1083 nt
Organism: Malaya genurostris
Lineage: Eukaryota; Metazoa; Arthropoda; Insecta; Diptera; Culicidae
Exons: 3
Coding region: 109-1032 (307 amino acids)
Source: RefSeq, a predicted model, not a curated record